Molecule: messenger RNA, 644 nt
Organism: Medicago truncatula (barrel medic)
Lineage: Eukaryota; Viridiplantae; Streptophyta; Magnoliopsida; Fabales; Fabaceae
Product: 60S ribosomal protein L30
Exons: 5
Coding region: 123-461 (112 amino acids)
Cellular component (GO): cytosolic large ribosomal subunit
Molecular function (GO): structural constituent of ribosome; RNA binding
Source: RefSeq, a predicted model, not a curated record
AAAAAAAACACAAAACCCUAGUUAGACACAUUUAUCACUGUCGUUUAUAUACCUUGUCGUCUCCAACAAAAUUAGGGCUUCUUGUUCAAUUUCACAAAUCUUCGCAUACCCUAACUUCAACCAUGGUUGCUGCAAAGAAAACCAAGAAGACCCAUGAGUCUAUUAACAACAGACUCGCUCUUGUGAUGAAGAGUGGGAAGUAUACUUUGGGGUACAAAACUGUUCUCAAAUCUCUCAGGAACAACAAAGGGAAAUUGAUUAUCAUUGCUAACAAUUGCCCACCAUUGAGGAAGUCCGAGAUUGAGUACUAUGCUAUGUUGGCGAAGGUUGGAGUUCAUCACUACAACGGGAACAAUGUGGAUCUUGGUACUGCUUGCGGAAAAUACUACAGAGUGUGCUGUCUCAGCAUUGUUGAUCCUGGUGAUUCUGAUAUCAUCAAGACCAUACCUGGAGACCAAUAGAGUUGUUGUAUCGAAUCCUCGAUUUUGGUCCUUUUUGAAACAAAACUGGCUGUUUUCUGUUUGUUUUUCUUUGCUUAUCAAAAUUUAUGUGUACUUCUGGAAGUAUUUGGAUAUUCGAGUAUUAUGAUAAGUCGACUGCGAUUUUUUCUUCAAAAUAGUUUAAUGAUCUACAUAAUUUUGCAA